AUGAUGCCGAAUAACUCGGAGCUUGUGUUUGUGCUUCAGGGUCUCAACGACUCUGUGACAAACCGCCAGCUGUUCUUCACCUUCGCUCUGAUGUCAUACCUCUUCACCAUCUUCGUCAACCUGACGCUCAUCGUCACCGUCUGCCUGGAGAAAACGCUCCAUGACCCCAUCUACAUCUUCCUGUGCAACCUGUGUUUUAACGGCAUCUGCGGAGCGUCCAGUUUCUACCCGAAGCUGCUCCACGACCUCCUGGCCGACGCCCAGGUCAUCACGUACGCCGGCUGUCUGUUGCAGCUGUUUGGCGUUUACUGCUACGUCUUCUGUGAGUUCACCAGCCUGACCGUCAUGGCGUACGACCGCUACCUGGCCAUCUGUAAGCCGCUGCAGUACCGCACGCUGAUGACGGCGCAGAGGGUGGCGCAGCUGCUGCUGCUCACCUGGUGCUUCACGCUGCUGGAGACGGUGAUCGGCAUCAUGCUGACAGCCAGCCUGCCGAUCUGCCGGCGCCACAUCAAGAAGAUCUUCUGCACCAACUGGGAGGUGGUGAAGCUGUCGUGCUCCGACACCACCGUCAACAACAUCUACGGCUUCGUGCUCAUGUUCUCGCACAUCUCGCAGAUCGCACUCAUCCUCGUGUCCUACACACACCUGGUCCGAGCCUCGCUCAGGCUGCAUUCCGACCGCAGGAAGUUCAUACAGACGUGUCUGCCACACCUCGCCACGCUGCUCAUCUUCACCGGCUCGCUGGUGUUUGACACCAUGUACGCUCGUUAUGGCGGCGGCGGCGGCGGCACGCUGCAGGCUCUGCAGAACCUGCUGGCCGCAGAGUUCCUGGUGGUCCCGCCCCUCAUUAACCCCAUCAUCUACGGCAUCAACCUGCAUCAGAUCCGCUCCAGGAUCCUCCACAACUUCACUGCCAGACCCGACAUCCAGAAACCACUUCAAUAA
Messenger RNA from Epinephelus fuscoguttatus (brown-marbled grouper), 948 nucleotides. Its product is annotated as putative gustatory receptor clone PTE03. The record is from RefSeq and is a predicted model, not a curated record. Lineage: Eukaryota; Metazoa; Chordata; Actinopteri; Perciformes; Serranidae. The transcript has a single exon. Gene Ontology annotation, biological process: G protein-coupled receptor signaling pathway. Gene Ontology annotation, cellular component: membrane. The coding region runs from base 1 to 948 and encodes 315 amino acids. Gene Ontology annotation, molecular function: G protein-coupled receptor activity; olfactory receptor activity.